CCAUGAGUGCAUAGUAGCCACCAGUUGCACAUCUUUUGAUUUAGUUGCUCAAUCGUAUUGUCAGUGCAAAGCGGGGACUAUGGCAUCGUGGUCACGUAAUGAGAUAAGGGCAGUUUUACGGUAUAACUUUACGCGUGGUUUGAGCAUAGACCAGUGCUUAGAAGAAAUGAUGCUUGUAUUAAAUAAUGGGUCAAUUUCACUCUGGAGGACGCUGAGAGGGAGGGAAGGAAGGCAGCGAACGUCAGUAACAGAGGAAAGCAUAACUGAGAUGAGGAAAAUGCUUGCCGACGACCGGAGAGUGACAAACCAACAGAUAGAGGAGACCUUCAUGCACCAGCAACUGAUUUAA
Acanthoscelides obtectus is the source of this 349-nucleotide messenger RNA. The record is from the annotation of a GenBank genome assembly. Lineage: Eukaryota; Metazoa; Arthropoda; Insecta; Coleoptera; Chrysomelidae.